UCUGUACUGUACGUUCCCCCUCAUCCCAAAUGGAUAAAGUCAGCCUAUUCCAAACAUCUCUAUUUCGCUACGUCUUUUACACCUUGUUUCUACACUCUGAUCACUUGUUUACUGAUUAGUAUUUCCAUACUUAAUUGCACAAAAUGGGUCUGAAGGGAAGCUGCAUGUGCAAGGCGAUCAAGUACGAGAGUGCUGAGGACCCUCAAGUCACCGCGCUGUGCCAUUGUACAGAUUGCCAAAAGUGGAGUGGUUCGGCCUUCACCUCCAACGCCGUUGUCCCCCGUGCAUCUUUCAAGGUCACUCAAGGUGAGCCCAAGUUCUACGACAUCACUGGUGACUCGGGCAAGAACAACAGGCACUUCUUCUGCUCCAACUGCGGGUCUAGCCUGUACACCGAGCUGGACUUAAUGGCCGACGUCACGUGUGUCAAGGCUGGUGGACUCGACGAGGGAAAGGCGAGCUUGGAGGGAAAGCCUGCUGUUGAGUUUUACUGCAAGGAUCGGGUUUCGUACUUGGUCGACGUCAAGGGCGCUGAUCAGAAGCCCGCCUUUAGUUGAACGGUCAGAAAUGUACAUGUAGUUCAGGGGGCUGUUUGUUUGGCGUGCGUUGAAGUUGCAUGAGAAAUAGAGUAAGUCAGUUCAUACCAUGCACAUUUAAUUCUUUUCCUGCGUGUAGUCCG
Molecule: messenger RNA, 679 nt
Organism: Colletotrichum godetiae
Lineage: Eukaryota; Fungi; Ascomycota; Sordariomycetes; Glomerellales; Glomerellaceae
Product: glutathione-dependent formaldehyde-activating enzyme
Exons: 4
Coding region: 144-557 (137 amino acids)
Molecular function (GO): carbon-sulfur lyase activity
Source: RefSeq, a predicted model, not a curated record